Molecule: messenger RNA, 1879 nt
Organism: Pyricularia grisea
Lineage: Eukaryota; Fungi; Ascomycota; Sordariomycetes; Magnaporthales; Pyriculariaceae
Exons: 2
Coding region: 1-129 (42 amino acids)
Source: RefSeq, a predicted model, not a curated record
AUGUUCCCAACUUGGUCGAUGCAAAGAGGGGACAUUCUGCCAUUCCGCCUGAAGAUAUGGUACCCGAGUUCGCAGUCGGGCAACCUGGCGGUCCUGCUGGCCUGCACCGUGGUAACGGCGUCGGAAUAACGAUGUUUUUUCUUUCUUUUCCUUUUUUGGGAAAAAAAGAUGCAAGGCUAUGACACCAGCAUGAUGGGGGGGAUGAAUAUUAUGCCUCAGUAUCAGGAAUAUUUUCAACUCUCGGACGCGACUCGGUCGCUUAUGAUUGCGACUAACUACGUCGGUGGAUGUUUGGCUGUAAGCCUCGCUCGACCUAAAGCUGCACCUUCUUGGAGCUGCGAUUGACAAUUAUUCUAGUGCUUAUGCUGGGGCUCAUUGAUUGACAAUUAUGGACGUCGAAACGGCCUCUUUUGGUCCUCUGUCCUCACGAUCGUGGCCGCAGGGCUUCAAGGUGGCGCGGUCAACGUUGCAAUGUUUUGCAUCGCUCGCGUCAUCAUCGGAUUCGGCACAACGGCUUCCGUCAUUGCCGGAUCGGCCUACCUCGCCGAGACGCUGCCAUGGAACAAACGCGCAUGGGGCUUGGGUCUCUUCGAUGACUUUUUCUACGUCGGCGCCCUGGUCGCCUCUGGCGUCACAUACUCGACCUACAAAAUCGGAAGCACAUGGGCAUGGCGCCUUCCAUCGCUCCUCCAGGGCACAUGGGGUCUAUUAUGCAUUGUCCUUUUCCCAUUGAUGGCGGAGAGCCCGCGUUGGCUGAUCGAUCAGGGUCGGCCACAAGAGGCUCUUCUUGUCCUCGCACGCAUCGGCGCUGACGGCGACACUCGGAACGAGCUGGUGCGACUCCAGUAUUGCCAGAUAGUCGAGACGAUCGGUUACGAACGUGACCCCAUGAGCUACAAGGAGAUGAUGCGCAACCGUGGCGCCAGGGUUAGGUUGAUCAUCACGGCGACCUGUGCGCUGUUUUCGAUGCUAACGGGGAAUGUCAUUGUCAUGUAUAACAUUGGGGAUAUGAUGACCAAUGUGGGGGUCGGUGAUAGAGAGACGCAGCUAAUACUGGUAGGUGACAUGUUGAACUUUGCUCGUUGAGCUCGGGGCUGACAAGACAGAAUGUCGGCAUUAACGCUGUUUCACUCGUGGUAUCCAUCGGCGGGAGCUUCUUCGUCGACAGAUACGGGGUCAAAUCCGCAACCCUAAUCAGCACCGGCGGCGUGUCUCUUUCGCUUUUCCUCCUAGGCGCCCUGACGCGGUUUUAUGGCAACAGUACCGACAGCGCUGGCGUUUGGGCCGCCGUCUUCGCCAUUUUUCUAUUCUCUGCAUUUUAUGCUUUCGGCUGGAUUCCCAUCUUGUUCCUGCUGCCGGCAGAGAUGCUCUACUUCCGAAUCCGAGCCCGGGGCAUGGCCAUGUUUAGUUUCGUCGUCUGCGCCACGGGCAUCUGGGCCAACUUUGCGUUUCCCGCGGCCCUUGCCUCCAUCGAAUGGCGCUUGUGGAUUAUCAACGGCGGUUGGAACCUGGGCUUCCUAAUCUUCGUAUGGUGGUACUGGGUCGAGAUUCGGGGCAAGACGCUCGAGGAGAUCGACGCUCUUUUCGACGGCAAAAAGCAUUUUGAUGUGCCGAAUAUUCAGGAUGUUCUCGAUGGAACCUCGGACGAUGGGUGGAAGAAGAGGACACUAAGAUAUUGGCGUGACUGACGAGCAAAACCUCUCCCUUCAUUCAGGGAGAAGGUUCACUCGCGUAAAGUGUGAUCGAGAUUUGGGAAAAGACGAUAAACAUUUCCACACGUCGUUAAGGAGAAUCUUGACUAAGGAGUGAUUUUGAAUCCCAGAGCACUUGCAUAAUCGGAUAAAGGCCUUACGCUUAAACCCAGAAUAUUUUAACAGAU